This is a messenger RNA of Pleurotus ostreatus (oyster mushroom), 2196 nucleotides long. RefSeq lists its product as uncharacterized. The record is from RefSeq and is a predicted model, not a curated record. NCBI's taxonomy places the organism in Eukaryota, Fungi, Basidiomycota, Agaricomycetes, Agaricales, Pleurotaceae. The transcript is spliced from 2 exons. The coding region runs from base 1 to 2196 and encodes 731 amino acids.
AUGUCCUCAGCCCUCUCUACACCUCGUCAACCUCGCAUCAAACGAAAACCAGCCCCGUCAAUUGACUUGAAUGAACGGUAUCCUGCUCCAGAUCCAUGUGAUCCCUUCGCACCCCUCUCAGUGCUUAGAAGUAAAAGCUCUGGGACGCCGUUGCAGUGCAACAGCCAGGACAGCUUCCAUCCACCAGUGCUCGGUAUAUACUCGACAGCAGAGCAUUUCGGUGCCAGGCCAUUGAACGCGACGCCAGCACGCGAAGGUCAUUACCGUACACGUUCACAAUCGGUCACUGCGUUUCACACGGCGUCUUCUUCACCAUAUGAUUUCUGGCACCAACAGUCCUUCAUCCUCGAGCCAGAUAUCCUCCCUGCGACGCCUCAGCCCCCUAGUCUCGUUCAAGACGACAGCAGCGGUACCGAAAGCGAACUCGAGUAUCUCCCUGUACACUAUCGCGGUCGUAUCUCGCAAUUCAUAGCCCCACGGAGGCAAACAGAUAGACCGCAGACGGCAGACACUGUUCCCACCAGACUAACUAAAGUCCCAAGCCUUUCGCCGCUGAACCAACCUCCGUCCCCGACCAAGCGUCAACUUAAAGCGAAUUCUACGCUUCUGUUCUCCUCCAAACGGCGACCGCGGACGGCCGAAUCUUCAGCAAGCUCUGAGGCUGAUUUCUUCUAUAAUAAACCUAACCCGCCUUCUGUUCGCGAGAACAAGCGCAGAACUUCGUUCUCACCCCUCGUGAACGUUAUUGUGCCCCCUUCCGCGUCUUCAUCUUAUGUCCACGUAUCUUCCCCCUCGGAGUCUUCGACUUCCUACGACCCACCCUCUUCAUCGACGUCCGGAUACUCUGUGCCGCUUGCUUCUGAUUCCCCUGUUUCUACGACGGAGAGACAUGGCAACGCCGCCGAGUGGGCUCUACCCUCUUCAGCUCAGCUCGAACGCGCCGGCGCACUCAGCGUUGUUGCCCAAAGCGGCGUCCGCGUCCCCUUCUCCUCGAUCUUCGCUGCACAGCGAACUAUAGUCAUAUUCAUCCGUCAUUUCUGGUGUCCUAAUUGCCAGGACUACAUCUCUCAGCUGAAUCGCUCGGUCGACCCAGAUCUUCUCGCGAUAUCUGGUAUGCGAUUGGUGAUCAUCGGAAAUGGCGCCCCGAGUAUGAUUGCGAAGUAUAAGCAGAUGCUGAAUAUUUCGAAUUCAUUCGAGGUAUUCUCGGAUCCGAGCUCGAAGGUGUACGAUGCGUUGCGGAUGGGCGUCGUUGAGAAGGGGACGAAGAGGGAGAGAAGGAGGGGUGAGCCAACAGAGUACGCAAAGAGGGGUGCUGUGGGAGGGUUCGCGGCUGUCGUGUUCAGGGCGCUGAAGGUUGGGCUACCUCUCUGGGAGAAGGGAGGGGACACUAAUCGAUUGGGAGGUGAAUUCGUCUUGGGUCCAGGAAAUACAUGUACGUACGCCCACCGGAUGCAAUCCACCCGAGGACACGUCCCAGUCAUCAACAUCCUAGAGACGUUGGGAGUUAGCGUUCCCGCCCAGGAGACUUAUGUCCCUGAAUUGGACGUAGCACCCACCUCGUGUCUUGGGAGCCCCAAGGAGAUUGCUAUGGCUCGCGCGAGCAUGGAUGUUCGCCCUUCGACCGCUACAGUCUCCAGGCCGUCGAUGUCAUCGUCCUUCUCGCAUUCGAUCAACAGACGUUCGCUUCCUCCUCGUCCCGUCGAAUCCAUCAAUGCGGCCGUUGCAUUCCCCGAUGCUGCACCGUGUGGUGGAGCUGUGUACCAAAGCACGAUAGAAUCUCCGGUUGUUGAUAUUAGGCGAGAAGAAUUGCACGACGCCGUUGUCGUUGCGGAAGCGCUAGAACCGUUCAAGGAUAAGGAUCUUCCUGACGACCCGCGAUCUGCCGUCGAAGUAGCAGAUGUGCAGCCGGAGGCAGAAGCUAACGGGGACGCUAAAUUGGAGUGCAUGGACGGAGAACUAUCUGCCGAUACCGAACAGGAGAAAUGUUCCACCGGCCACGUCGAGGUGCUUCAAAAUGGAACACAAGCAGUCGUGGAAUCCGUGGCUAGGGCAUGCCAGCCUUUCGUAGGGUCGGAGACUUCCCUCCCCGACAUCAAUCCCCAGAUCCCGUCGGCAAGCGGGGACGAUGGUGCUCCCGAGGUUCCACCCAAGGACGAGGAACUUCUACAACCUACAAUCCUAGGACGAGCAGUUUAA